This is a messenger RNA of Bipolaris oryzae ATCC 44560, 1476 nucleotides long. RefSeq lists its product as uncharacterized. The transcript is spliced from 7 exons. The record is from RefSeq and is a predicted model, not a curated record. Gene Ontology annotation, molecular function: transmembrane transporter activity. Gene Ontology annotation, biological process: transmembrane transport. NCBI's taxonomy places the organism in Eukaryota, Fungi, Ascomycota, Dothideomycetes, Pleosporales, Pleosporaceae. Bases 1 to 1476 code for a protein of 491 amino acids. Gene Ontology annotation, cellular component: membrane.
AUGGCAUCGAAACAACCCCCACCCGUCGUUGUUGAGCCCACAGACGAAAAACCAGCCAUUAUAGCGCACAUUGACGACAAGUCCGAGAUCGGGGCUGAGAAACAUGCGUCUACCGCUGCGGACUAUACGGGUGCGGAGCGCAAGAGUGAUCCCGAGGAGAUUGCAUUGGUGAGGAAGAUUGAUUGGAGACUUAUGCCGACGCUCAUGGUCAUGUACUUCCUCAACUACGUCGAUCGCAACGCCAUCGCCCAGGCCCGACUGAAUAAUCUGGAAGACGAUCUGGGCAUGACGGGAGUACAGUUUAAUACUUGUGUUAGCAUUCUCUUCGUCGGCUACGUCCUCAUGCAAAUUCCCUCCAACAUGCUCAUCACGCGCAUCAAACCCGGCAUCUACAUGAGCAGCUGGAUGUUCGUCUGGGCCAUUGUAUCCGCGUGUACGGCGCUCGUGCAGAAUUUCGGGGGUUUAGUUGCGUGUCGGUUUUUCCUGGGGAUUACUGAGGCGCCGUUCUACCCGGGAGCCACGUACAUGCUUUCGAUUUUCUACACGAGGCGGGAAGUAGCAACACGCAUUGCAUUGUUGUACUGCGCACAGAUUCUCGCGACGGGACUGAGCGGGUUGAUUGCUGCGGGUGUGUUCCAGAUGGAUGGGAUGAGGGGGAUUGCGGGGUGGAGGUGGUUGUUCAUUAUUGAGGGCGCGGUAACAGCUUUCGUAGCCAUCUUCGGCUUCUUCAUGUUGCCCAGCACGCCACUGACAACCCGCUGGCUGUCGCCUCGCGAGCGCGAACUCGCACAUGCACGUAUGGAACGUGACCGCAUUGGCGAUUCCGUGGAGGAUGUGAGCAUGAUGGAUGGGCUCAAGCAGGCGUGUAGGGAUCCGCGGACGUGGCUUUUCUGCUUGAUGCAGAAUUUCCAUCUCAGUGCUUGCUCGUUUAAUUCGUUCUUCCCGACUGUCGUCAAAACCCUCGGCUUCAGCACCACAAUCACCCUCGUCCUCACUUGCCCACCUUUCCUCUUUGCUGGCGCAGCCGGCAUCGCCACGGGCUGGAGCUCCGGCCGCAUGCACGAACGCACUUGGCAUAUUACCUGCGGCCUGCUCGUCGCAGUCGUAGGUUUCGUCAUUGCGGCCAGCACGCUCAACACAGCAGGGCGGUACAUUGCAUGCUUCAUCUUUCCCGUCGGCGCCUACUCUGUCAAUUCCGUCAUCAUUGGAUGGGCUUCUUCGACGCUCAGUCAGACAAAGGAGAAGAAGGCUGUUGUGCUCGCCAUGACAAACGUCGGAGGCCAAAUCGGCUACAUCUACGGUGCCUAUCUCUGGCCCGAUACGGAUAAGCCGCGGUAUGGCAUUGGAUUCGGUGCAUCGGCGGGCUUUGCGCUACUGUCUAUUUGCUGUGCGUGGAUCAUCCGCGCUAUGCUUAUCAAGGAGAAUAAGAGAUUGAGGCAGUCGACGAAUGAGCGGAUUAUGCUGUACGGGUACUGA